AUAAUGGAGACAAGAAUCAAAACCAAACCUAUUUAUCACGCCAACUCCAUCGCCACCCUCUCAUCUUCCCAUCCCUCUCUUUCUCUCUCCCUCUCUCCCUCCCUCUCAAUUGGUUUUCAGUGUGUAGAGACUAAGGAGUAGUGUACUAAAGUGUAAACUCAAAUAAUCAAACUAUGGUGGGUAUUUUUUCAAGAUUCUCUUCCAGCAGGAAUGGCCACCGGAGGACUCAAAGCUCACUUGAUCAGAGAAGUGAUUUUCCUCCCAGUGCAGAAGGGGGAGAUGCCUCUGCUGUGACCGGAGCUGCUUUUGCUGUAGGUCAUGGUAUUGAAGUCGCGGUUGAGUUUAAACCAGUUGAACACCCUGCAGAGCCUCUUACCAGUGAUCAACCAAUUCAAUGUCCAUUGCCCGAGCCCUCGAUACUCAAUGAUGGACGAAUAUGGAAGGAGCGAGUAUGUGCAGGAGAAAGAAGGGCUGAUUUGUCAGUCCUGCAGGAAGACGCCCAAAAAAAACCCAAUUCAGCUGAAACCAAACAAACAUCCCCUCGAACUCCUAGAUCACGGUCUGACCGCCUGAUACUUCCAUCAGCCAGUGCCCCUGAACACAAUAUCAUAAAACUGCUUGAAGAAUGUAACUCAUCUACUAGUAUUUAAGCUUACACAGUUACGCCUCCUGAUUGUAAUUCGAUGUUAUGAUGCAUGUAUAGAGUCAAAAUGAGCUCAUAGUUUUUUCACCCUCAAUAACAUGUUAUAUUAUUUGUGCUUAAGUGAGUUCUACAUAGUUGAAUUUGUAUCUGCAAAUAUCUCAUUCUGUAAUAAAAGUGAAAGGUCAUGUUCUACGAUA
Messenger RNA from Daucus carota subsp. sativus, 840 nucleotides. RefSeq lists its product as uncharacterized. The transcript has 3 exons. The record is from RefSeq and is a predicted model, not a curated record. Lineage: Eukaryota; Viridiplantae; Streptophyta; Magnoliopsida; Apiales; Apiaceae. The coding region runs from base 174 to 650 and encodes 158 amino acids.